AUGUGCGCUUGUAAGCAAAGGAAAUCCUUUCUCAUCGACGACAUCCUUCAGGACGUGAGAACAAAGCCCUACGCGCCAUUCAGAAACGAACCCACGAAGCCUUUGACGUGCACCAAGACGCAACCUAGCGAGAACAAAACUAAAUCGAAUCACGAAAACGCGGCCCGUCUCAACGCGGUAUGUGAGGUUCGGAAUGAAAUGGAAAUCGACAGAAUGGCCUUCGAGCAGAGGAGGAACACGUAUCCGUUACAUCCCACGCCGAUCAAACCGAACUUGACGUGGCCUCAUCGGAAGGACCCGCUGUACUUGGAACCCCGUUUGGCAUACUACAGUGACGCGGUGUUAAACAACAACCAUUUAUUGAGGAAUCAGUUGGCUGCGAAUAGAUUUUUUUCACACCCGUACACGUUACGACAAGCAUACGGCUUCGACAGAGUGCCCUCGAAUUGCUGUAAUCCGUGGUGGGGUUUGGGGGGGCGGAGGAAAGGUGGCCAAGUUCGGUUCACGGCCGCUCAGACAGGCGCCUUGGAGCGUCGCUUCAACGCCAGCAAGUAUCUCAGUCCAGACGAGAGACGAGCUCUCGCCACAACCUUGCGGCUUAGUGACAGACAGGUAAAGACGUGGUUUCAAAACAGGCGCGCCAAGUGGCGUCGCACCACGCCGGACGCGGCCGACGCCGGCAGCCCGCCCACCGCAGACGAGGGUUCCGAUGACGAGGUCCACAUCGCUGAUGACGAAUGACUACGAAUGACUGACCGACGGGAUACCCCCCCUCGGGACCGGGCACGUAGACACGUGACGUCACAAAGGGUGCAGUCGUUCCCGGCAUGGCAAUCAACAUCGCUACUGUAGCCUAAGCCGAAUACAACAUUACUUGUCGCGAUUCCGAUCCGGUGGUAGAUUCAU
Messenger RNA from Bombyx mandarina (wild silkworm), 906 nucleotides. Its product is annotated as hematopoietically-expressed homeobox protein HHEX homolog. NCBI's taxonomy places the organism in Eukaryota, Metazoa, Arthropoda, Insecta, Lepidoptera, Bombycidae. Gene Ontology annotation, biological process: cell differentiation; regulation of transcription by RNA polymerase II. Gene Ontology annotation, molecular function: RNA polymerase II cis-regulatory region sequence-specific DNA binding; DNA-binding transcription factor activity, RNA polymerase II-specific. The record is from RefSeq and is a predicted model, not a curated record.